This is a messenger RNA of Rhea pennata, 549 nucleotides long. It is a transcript of the gene ACBD7, whose product is annotated as acyl-CoA binding domain containing 7. Gene Ontology annotation, biological process: fatty acid metabolic process. The coding region runs from base 90 to 356 and encodes 88 amino acids. Lineage: Eukaryota; Metazoa; Chordata; Aves; Rheiformes; Rheidae. The transcript is spliced from 4 exons. The record is from RefSeq and is a predicted model, not a curated record. Gene Ontology annotation, molecular function: fatty-acyl-CoA binding.
CGCAGCCGGGGCUGCGGGGCAGGAGAGAGCAGCCCCGCGUCUGCGCCGGACGGCGAGGGCGUCUGUCUGCCGGUGCCUCUCACAGCACCAUGACUCUCCAGGCUGACUUUGAUGGUGCUGCAGAAGAUGUAAAAAAAUUAAAAACAAGACCGACUGAUGAUGAACUGAAGGAACUGUAUGGAUUCUACAAACAGGCUACUGUUGGAGACAUUAACAUUGAAUGUCCAGGAAUGCUAGAUUUGAAAGGCAAAGCCAAAUGGGAAGCAUGGAACCUGAAAAAAGGUUUAUCAAAGGAGGAUGCCAUGAAUGCCUAUAUUUCUAAAGCAAAAGCAAUGGUAGAGAAAUAUGGAAUUUAGAAUACUCAAAAUAAUUUCUACUAACAACUAACUCUUCAAUCACUAAUGAACUAACUUUUCUACAAAAGUGCAAUACUAACUGUUUAUUGUGUAGCCUGAUAGUAAAAUCUUUUAGGCAUGAGUUAUUUGGCCCUAAAGGGUAUUUACAUACAUACUGUACUUUAGACUGUAUCUGUACUUACUCUAAAUAAAU